GAGGGGGUUGGGCGAUUCACACCAGCUCCAGGCUAGAGAAAGCUAUCGGCUUCCCACCACCAACCACCAUAUCCUUCACCCACCCACCCACUGCCCGCAGGAUAACGAGCUCAGAGUGAUGGAGGCCUCCUGGCUGGAGAAUCGCUGGGCGCGGCCCUUACACCUGGCUUUGGUGUUCUGCCUGGCGCUGGUGCUGAUGCAGGCCGUGAAGCUCUACCUGAGAAGACAGAGGCUGCUGCGCGACCUGCGCCCCUUCCCGGGUCCUACCGCCCACUGGCUCCUGGGACACCAGAAGCUUCUUCAGGAGGAUAAUAUGGAGAAGCUUGACGAGAUUGUCAAAAAGUACCCUUGUGCCUUCCCCUGCUGGGUAGGACCCUUCCAAGCAUUUUUCUACAUCUAUGACCCAGACUACGCAAAGAUUUUUCUGAGCAGAACAGACCCAAAGACCCAGUACCUGCACCAGCUCAUGACCCCCUUUCUUGGAAGAGGACUCCUGAAUUUAGAUGGGCCCAGGUGGUUCCAACACCGCUGCCUCCUGACUCCUGCGUUCCAUCAGGACAUCCUAAAACCAUGUGUGGACAUGAUGGCCCACUCUGUGAACGUGAUGCUGGAUAAAUGGGAGAAGACGUGGACCACGCAGGAAACAACCAUCGAGGUUUUUGAACACAUUAACUUGAUGACCCUGGACAUAAUAAUGAAGUGUGCUUUUGGCCAGGAGACCAACUGCCAGAUAAACGGCACCUAUGAGUCUUAUGUGAAGGCAACAUUUGAACUUGGUGAAAUCAUAUCUUCUCGCUUGUACAAUUUCUGGCAUCAUCAUGACAUAAUUUUCAAACUCAGUCCUAAGGGCCACUGCUUCCAGGAGUUAGGCAAAGUGAUACAUCAAUGCACAGAAAAGAUAAUCCAGGACAGAAAGAAAACCCUCAAGGAUCAAGUAAAUCAGGAUGACACUCAAACAUCUCAAAAUUUUCUGGAUAUUGUUCUUUCUGCCCAGGCUGGAGAUGAAAAGGCCUUCUCGGAUGCUGACCUUCGGGCAGAGGUGAACACCUUCAUGUGGGCAGGACACGACGCCUCUGCAGCCAGCAUCUCCUGGCUCCUUUACUGCCUGGCUCUGAACCCUGAGCAUCAAGACAGAUGCCGGACAGAGAUCAGGAGCAUCCUGGGAGAUGGGUCUUCCAUCACCUGGGAACAGCUGGAUGAGAUGCCAUACACUACAAUGUGCAUCAAGGAGACACUCCGCUUGAUUCCUCCCGUCCCAUCCAUCUCCAGGGAACUCAGCAAACCCCUUACCCUCCCAGAUGGACACUCGCUGCCUGCAGGAAUGACUGUGGUCCUUAGUAUUUGGGGUCUCCACCACAAUCCUGCUGUCUGGAAAGACCCAAAGGUCUUUGACCCUUUGAGAUUCACUAAGGAGAAUUCUGAACAGAGACACCCCUGCGCCUUCCUACCAUUCUCCAGUGGUCCAAGGAAUUGCAUCGGGCAGCAGUUUGCCAUGCUGGAGUUAAAGGUGGCCAUUGCCUUGACUCUGCUCCGCUUCCAAGUAGCUGCAGACCUCACCAGGCCUCCUGCCUUCUCCAGCCACACUGUGCUCAGACCCAAGCAUGGAAUCUAUUUGCACCUGAAGAAACUCCCUGAAUGUUAGGUACCAGGGGGAGUGACUAGAUUUCUGUGUGUUAAGUUAAAUUUACAGCCGAUGGUCCAGGCAGAUGGUGAAGACUCUAAGACUGAUUGGAGAGUUGGAGGACUGUGGGUUGGGGC
Molecule: messenger RNA, 1758 nt
Organism: Rattus rattus (black rat)
Lineage: Eukaryota; Metazoa; Chordata; Mammalia; Rodentia; Muridae
Product: cytochrome P450 4X1
Exons: 12
Coding region: 119-1642 (507 amino acids)
Molecular function (GO): monooxygenase activity; iron ion binding; heme binding
Source: RefSeq, a predicted model, not a curated record